Molecule: messenger RNA, 4179 nt
Organism: Oncorhynchus nerka (sockeye salmon)
Lineage: Eukaryota; Metazoa; Chordata; Actinopteri; Salmoniformes; Salmonidae
Gene: syt14b
Product: synaptotagmin XIVb
Molecular function (GO): phospholipid binding
Source: RefSeq, a predicted model, not a curated record
AUGGGUGUGGAAAGACGGAGGCUGGCGGCUGUAAAACCAGGGGAGAGUUCUGCAAGGGACAAGGAACCAGAAGACAAAAGGAAGAAGGAGGAGAAGGAGAAGAGGAAGGCGGAGAAGAAGGAGGAGAGGCUGAAACAGGUGGAGGAAGAGGAAAAUAGCCAUGGGGAGACCAUCAAGGAAGAGCCUGAAGAUAUAGAAACCAGCUUGUCCCCUAAAGAGAACCACACUGCUUGUCAGGACAACGAGGGCCAGAAAGAGGACAAAUCCAAUGGGGUCCACCAUGACGACCAUAGCGAUCCUCCACAGUCUCCUUGCCCCGAGGAAGAGUCGAGAGCAUCCAAAAAGAAAAAGAAGGGGGAAGCUGAAGAGGAGGAGAACGAGGUGAGCCCUGAGGGAGACGGAGAGCAGAAUGAGACUGAAGCCGCUGUAUCUCCCAUUUCUGAGGGAAAGAAGAAAGAGCGUGACGUGAAGAAUAAGAAGGGGAAAGGGAAGAAAGAGAACAAGAAGAAGAAGAAGAAGAAGAAGAGAGGGGAUAAAGACCAGAGCUGCCCGGAACGUGGCUCUGAGGACGAUAGUGAGGAGGACAGACCAGGGAGACACUCUGAAUCCUCAGCCCAGCACAGAGCCUCAGUCUGGGAUAACAGACAGAAACAUACCAGCCAUCACAGCAGUGAAGCCUCCAUUGGACAAACCAACAAUAUCCAGCGGAUGAGACGGGUCCCCCUCAACGAGAACCAGCCUCCCCCGUAUCAGGACGAGGAUAGACCGGUCCGGGUGUCUCUCUCGCGGUCGGAGGUAGGGGGUCUGGGGGAGUCGAACCCUGACGGCAAUGGUACACGGCGAUCCAGCAAGGCCAGCGUUGACCAGGACACUGCGAGUUACCUCAACAAGGGCUAUGAUGAGGAUGUACCUAGUGACAGCACUGCCGUCCUGGGACCAGAGGAUGGUUCACCCUCCCAGCUCCCCGGUGGCUAUGAGCCCGAGCCACUGGCUAAGUACGGCACGCUGGACGUGGCCUUCGAGUAUGACUCGGGCAAGCAACACCUCGCCGUCACUGUCACUGCGGCAACCGACAUCCCCGUGCUCAAACAGACAGGCAACAUCGCGUGGCAGGUACACCUGGUUUUACUGCCCACUAAGAAGCAGCGGGCCAAGACGGAGGUGCAGAGGGGGCCGUGCCCAGUGUUCACAGAGACCUUCCGCUUCUCCCGGGUGGAGCAGGAGGCACUGGCGGACCACGCCGUCCGGUUCCGCCUCUACAGCGUCAGGAGGAUGAAGAAGGAGAAGGUGUUGGGCGAGAAGGUUUUCUAUUUGACUAAACUCAACCUGCAGGGCAAGAUGGCGCUGCCCGUUACACUGGAGCCUGGCACUGCACUAAUGGGCUGUGGGUCGUUGGUGAGUGUGUCCCGUAGUGCAGGGGCUCUAUCCUACCGUUCCACCAGGGACUCCUCCCCAGAGAUUCUACUGGGCCUCAUCUACAACGCCACCACUGGUAGGCUUUCUGCAGAGGUCAUCCAGGGCAGCCACUUCAAAAACACAGCCUCAGACAAACCUCCCAGUGGUCUGUUCUGUUGUAUGAAACGGUUCAUCGGGGGACAACUUUACAUCAUGAGAGACACCUAUGUGAAGCUGACCAUGCUCGACUCCAAGGGCAAGGAGAUGUCCAAGUGCAAGACGUCAGUUUGCCGCGGCCAGCCCAACCCCACUUACAAGGAGACCUUUGUCUUCCAGGUGGCCCUCUUCCAGCUGUCCGAGGUCUCCCUGGUGGUGUCCGUGUACAGCCGGAGGAGCAGCAUGAAGGCCAGGGAGAGGGUGGGCUGGGUGUCCCUGGGGCUCAACAGCACCGGAGAGGAGCAGCAGGCCCACUGGAGCCAGAUGAAGGAGGCCGGGGGACAGCAGGUGUGCAACUGGCACGCGCUCUUGGAAUCUUGAACAGGUCUUUAAUGAGAAUCACAAGAUUUCAUCUCGGUGACACCAGGAGGAGAAAUACAGAGCCAGAGGAAGAUUAUAGGGUAUCUUGAUCUCGGUGUUGAAAGGGGAUUGGUUCCUUGACCUUCCGUCAGAGAUGCAGACGAGGAACCAUCUAUCAAUGCUAUGCAUAUGAACCUGGAAUGGGAUGUGUGUGAGGGUGCAGCGCUAUGAGAGGCACGUGGAUUCCACAUGGAGUCGCUAUUCAUUAAGUGCUGCUUUAAAUACCCUUUAAUAUGUAAAAGAGCCACUUGACCUGAGAAAGACUGACUGGUUCUAAGCAGUGACUUCCCGCUCCUGUCAUGGUCAAUGGGGACUGUCAGACUGAUCUUUUAAUACAACAGCUGAUAGACCUCAGUUAUGAACUGGUCCUGGAAUGGACGAAACUGCUACUGAAAUGAACACAGCGGGUCCUGAUCCAGUCUCUGAUUGAUGCCAAUUUUGUGUAAUUCAUUUCCCAUAUUCUGGUCCAUAAUAAUAUGUUUUGCAUGUAAUUGUUUACAGAAGAUGAUCCAAAUACGACCAUACAUAUCUCGUACGAUGGACCAUUUUCAUCCUGAAGAGUGUGUGGAAGAACAACGACCAAAACAAGCCAGCCCCCUCACAUUCUUCUGGAGUUGUACUGGCCAUAGAAAUAGAAUUACAAGAAGGGGAAAAGCCCCUCAGACCACUGCAAUUUAAAUGAUACAAUCAUGGAUUCACUCAAUAUGGCCGAAAUGUUAAUUCUAUUUCUAAUGGUACUGACUUCUAAUAACACCAGCAUCAGUCAUUUCUCAACUGACGCUCACAGCCAUUGGUGACUGUUAAAGCCAGCUGGGCCUGUAACAACUAUGCUAACGAGCUAUGCUUAUUUUUUACACUUUGUGACAUUAUGCAACAUACAUUUGACUGAUUUGUCAUUUUUAUUUUGGGGGUUUCUUUCGACAGCCAUUUCAUCUCCCGUUGUAAUAGCGUGUAUUAUCUUGUGUGCGUGCAUGUGUUCAAGACCACAAAAUACAAAGUACAUCUUCAGAAUCACAUUUAGCAUCAUUUGAGAAUUUUUGUGGCUCACUGAAUCAGACAACUCUGUAACCAACACCAUCCUUAUAAAAGACCCAUCACCUUUCGUGUAUUACAUAUUCGAAGCUACAGUGCCUUCAGAAAGUUCACACCCCUCGACUUGUUCCACAUUUUGUUGUUAAAGCCUGAAUAUUAAAUUGAUUUUUUUGUCACUGGCCUACACACAAUACCCCAUAAUGUCAGUGGAAUUUGUAAAAAAAAAAAAAAAAAAAAAUGACUGAAAUAUCUUGAGUCAAUAAGUAUUCAAUCCCUUUAUGGCAAGCCUAAAAAUGUUCAGGAGUAAAUUUGUGCUUAACAAGUCACAUAAUAAGUUGCAUGUACUCACUCUGUGUGCAAUAAUAGUGUAACAUAUUUUUUGAAUGACUACCUCAUCUCUGUACCCCACACAUACAUAUAAUUGUAAGGUCCCUUGCAAAGAAGGGCACCUUUUGGUAGAUGGGUAAAAAAAUAAAAAAAUAAUUGAAUAUCCCUCUGAUCAUGGGUAGCCUAGUGAUUAGAGCGUUGGACUAGUAACCGGAAGUUUGCAAGUUCAAACCCCCGAGCUGACAAGGUACAAAUCUCUCGUUCUGCCCCUGAACAGGCAGUUAACCCACUGUUCCUAGGCCGUCAUUGAAAAUAAGAAUUUGUUCUUAACUGACUUGCCUAGUUAAAUAAAGGUAAAAUAAAAAAUAUAAAAAAUUAAAUGGUGAAGUUAUGAAUUACACUUUGGAUGGUGUAUCAAUACACCCAGUCACUAAAGAUACAGGCGUCCUUCCUAAUUCAGUUGCCUGAGAGGAAGGAAACAGCGCAGGGAUUUCACAAUGAGGCCAAUGGUGACUUUAAAACAGUUACAGAGUUGAAUGGCUGUGAUAGGAGAAAUCUGAGGAUGGAUCAACAACAUUGUAGUUACUCCAUAAUACUAACUUAAAUGACAGAGUGAAAAGAAGAAAGCCUGUACAUAUUACAAAUAUUCAAAAACAUGCAUCCUGUUUGCAACAAGGCACUAAAGUAAUACUGCAAAAAAAAAUCCAAAGCAAUUACCUUUUUGUCCUGAAUACAAAGCGUUAGGUUUGGGGAAAAUCACUUUACUGAGUACCACUCUCCAUAUUUUCAAGCUCAAUGGUGGCCGCAUCAUGUUAUGGUUAUGCUUGUAAUCAAUAAGGACCGGGGAGG